Porites evermanni is the source of this 11463-nucleotide messenger RNA. Lineage: Eukaryota; Metazoa; Cnidaria; Anthozoa; Scleractinia; Poritidae. The record is from the annotation of a GenBank genome assembly.
AUGCAGCUUUGCUUUUUCUUUCUUGCAGUUUGGCAACAUCCUAAUGUCAAUAUUUUUAAACAUUUUAACAUUGGAGAAUGGAAGAAGUGCUCCAAAGAAGGAGAGGUCUCUACUAUUAUGGUAAGUAUAAACAUAAAAAGCUUUUCGUAAAGAAAUUCAGUAGCACCAUGGGUAUAUAAAAAAGAGAUGUUGUCAUGGUCAGGUGGGCUGUUUGGCAGUGACGGCGAAGCAAUCAGCUGGUGAUCCAAGCAGUAUUCAAACCUUUGAUUGCUAGAUUGCAGGUCCCGAACAGCCCAGUCAAAAUGGCCUGGCAGCUGGCAAUAAUUACUCCAGCCGCCUAAUCAACACUUUGGUUUAGUAAUAUUAAAAUUAAUAAUAACCACCCAAAUUUUAGGUCUUUGCUGCCUUCUUCUUUGGUUUUUCUGCCUAUUGUUGUAAAACAUUUUGGCUGGUCUGCCUAUAUGCUGAACUCCCAGUCAUCGUGCCUCCUGGAGUUAAUUCCUGAGGGUUUCAUGACCUAAACAUAUCUACAAGUACAUCCAACAAUGUUUAAACCAUUUGCACUGCUGUCAACACUGCCUUUGCAAAGGUUUAAUAAUAAUAAAUAAUAAUAAUAAUUUAAUAACUUAUAUAGCACUAGUUUACAUAUUCUUAUCAAAAGCGCUUUACAGGUAUAAUGAAAUUAAAGAUUAUGCUGUUAAAUAUGUACAAAACUAGUUAUAAUCAAUGAAAAAUGAAGAAGAAAAACAUAUUUAAAAAAAUAUCAUUAAAAUAGGAAAUAAAUUAAAAUGCUGACCCAAACAAAAACGUCUUAAUGGCUUUACGUAGUAGCGCAAACUUUAACUGUGUGCAGACGUAAUAAAUAAUUAUUGUUCUUUCUUUGCAAAUAACCCCAUUUAGGACAAGCAGCUAAAAGGUACAGUCUACAGAAUUACUGGUUCAAUUCCUGCCAGCAACUUCAUUCAGUUUCCUCGUACUAGUACACAAUCACUGGGAUUGACUGGGCGGUAUCUCUACUGCCUCUUUCGGCCAAUCCCUGGCAAAUAUUUUGUGGUGCAUAUUGAUGUGGCAACAGAUGAUGGGCUGACCAUUAGGAUUUCCUUUUCAAACAUGUUCAAGGAGUUCAAGUCAACUUCAACGUGGCUGCAAUUUCCAUUUGUGUCAAGCCCUCCUCCAGGAUCUGUUGACGAGGUUACUGUUGGCGAAGCGUCAGUGUUAAGUAGUGAGUCCAAUAAUACGGUAAAUCCUCUAUUAAGCCCCCCUCCCCUCCCCUAAUUAUUCUUUACUCAUAAAUGAGAAUAAAUGUCUUUUUUUGAUCUUCCACUGUCUUUCCUUGUUGUUGCCUUUAUGAGCACAGGAUACCAAAAUUAUCGAUGCCUUCAAUUAAAUAUUGAAUUAAAUAAUUUUGUCUCACUCUGUAUCAACAAUUUCUUUGUUCAUUAACAAACAUUGUUUACCCCUCAGCCAUCAAACCAUCUUUCCAAAUUCCCACCCGUCUGUAAGUCAUGCAGCUCUGAAUCAGAAUAACAAAUUUUUAGAAUAAUAAAUAAUAUUAUUUUCUUGGGUAUCUUAGGUCUUGUUGGCAUGACCCCACAGGCGACACGAUGGACUGUUCUGGUGCUGGACUUUCGAUACAUCUUAUCUGUUUACCUGAACCGCCAUUAUGCAUACAUGAAGAACAUUCGUUUGUGUGCCAAUAUGUUUCUUAAAGGACUGUUUACUAGCGAUGUUGAUUAUCAGCCUGGAAUCUCUGCUUCUGAAGCCCGGAAACUGGGUUUGCUAGACCAAGGUAUCAGUCCCAUGCCAAGAGAAAUGGCAUUUUUGCUACCAAAAGGAGAAGAUUGGCUUCAGCUGUAUGACUACAUCAAGUUUCCCCCUGAUUCUAAAGUUGCUCAAUUUGGAAUCAUAGCAAAUGUGAAGUCUACAUUGAGUCACCACAAGACCGUCCCAGUUCAUCAAAGUUCAGAGAGAGAACACUUUCAUUACGAGGAUAAAAAAAUUAAGCCAAAUCAUCGUAGUCGUGUUAAUGUCAAUGGAAAACUGCCUAAAGGAAGUUAUGGAAAUGUUCCUGUGAGGGAUGAAGAGAAGGUAAAUAAUUACUGGGUGCAAAGAAAGUCAGUUUUACAGCUUGCCAUUCAGGCAAGCUGUAGCAGUGGUGGGCAUGAAGUAGCCCAAAAGUCAUUUCAACUAGCCUUAAAAGGUUUUUUGAUGAUCUGUAAUUUGAAUUCCCUUAAAACCUUCAUUUGCCCAUUGGGCAAGUUAGGAACAGAAUACAUUAGCCUGAUAGCAAAAUCCACUGGCCCAGGGCUACUGGACUUUACUGACUUUCUCUCUGCCCACCAAUUCUAUGCUUUGUAGACAGAAAAGCUUGGCAGUGUUAUAUCCCGGUAUUUAGUACUGUAUGAACAUAUUUGUCUUGUCAGUCUUAUCCCGGUAUUUAGUACUGUAUGAACAUAUUUUUCUUGUCAGACGGGCCAGGCAGUAGCUUCUAGAGUGGCAUUAGUGGACAGACUUAAUCCACAGAAACAACCUACAAAGAAGGUAUGUGGUAAUACCACUCAAUAUUUGUCAAUAUUAAUUUUCUGAGUUAAAGGGGGAGGGGGGUUGAGCACAUUGUUCAUUCUUCAGUUUUCAGAGCUUAGAUAUGACAAUGCCUCCAGGGAAAAAUUGAAUAUGCCUUUAAGUAGGAAGACAUGUAUGUGUGUGGUACUUGAUCUUCAAUGUCUUGCAGUCACUAAGUUUUGGAAAUCCUACAUAUCCCCUUCAAUUUUCAUUGUACUAUCCUCGAGCACUGUUUUCAGAGGAGCUAGAUCUCCAGCUUGCAAAAAUCAACAUUUUGAGCCUAAAGAAGGGUACCUUAUUAAAGCCAGCACUUUUUCAAGCAUUUAUGUUAAAUGUUUUUCUCUUUCCUUCUGUUUGUUUGUUCUUUCUGGGAAAACUGUGCAAAGGAGAAACUAGCUCAAGUCAGUCAUAACCUAUGUGUUAUGUUUGUUCCUCAGCGGCAGUUUGUCAUUCCUACUGCCCUUCCAGCCGUUGGAGUGCAGGGAGCAGAUUUGGUAGAUGAGAGCAAUGGUGAAGUGCAUGUUUAUGCCCAUCCAAGCAAAGUUGUCAAUAAUCUUCAACAUCCUAAAGAGAGAGAAAAGGUAUGAUUUAUUUUGAGCCCAAUCUUUUUCUUUUAUACUUAUGGUACUAUUUCUUCCUUGUUGCAAUCAGAUGGUUCAGCAUGUAAUACACUGUAGCUGCCCACAGUCCAUUCUAGUUCAGGGUACUACCUGUCUCCCUACUACCUGUUAGCUGCCUUUUCACUUGCCUACCUGUCCCCACCCCAACUCACUGGCCUGCUGCCUACCCUCUUCUUGUACUUACCUACUUCGUACCUACCGACCUACCUUCAUAACUACCUACCCACCCACACACUUGACUGGCCUAUGAGUUCAAACUUACCUAGCUUUUGGGGAUAGUUUUUCUUUCAGGAGAAAAGGCAGAAGUUAGUACCUAGCUACUUGUCUGCCAACCUUUUCAUCCACCCCCUGACCUGCUUAUAUGCUUACCUACAUGGGAACAGGGGUGUUUACCAUUUACACAAACCAAUCAGGUGGAAAUCUUGUGCAUUAUCGUAAAGUCCUUAACAUUUGUUGUGGUGGGAAAACAACAGGCUACACAGUAUAUCAAAAUCAGCUUAACAGACCAAAAAGAAUAGAAAAAUUGCAUCACCUCACAAAGCAUGGCCCAUAUUUUCUGAAGGUUCCCAUACAGAAUGGCCUGAACCAUUUGAUUUUCCAACUACAUUUUUUCAGUUUUUCUAAGUAAAUGGUAAGUGCCCACUCCCUUGUGCAUCAACUAAUCUACCUGCAUACUUUUUUACCUUCCCACCCAACGACCCACCUAUCUGCUCACCUUUUAACAGUUAGUUUUGACCUACCUGCCUACAUUCCAACUUAAUGCCUAUGUAGGUUGCAACUGCUCCAACAUAGAUAAUAAAUUAUUGUAUUUUAAUUGGUUCUUUUAUGGCCAAUUUAGACGGUACGAAUUUUGCUUACCACUAUACUGCACAUUUAGCAUACGUCAUGACUUUCGACCUUCCACAUGCACAGAAUUUUCAGUUAUGAUAUCCACAUGUGUCGUACGGAUGUCGUGGGUCUAAUUCACACAACAUGAUCUGAGGUGAAGUCAUGACGUAUGUUAAUCGCUCAUGAUAGUCCUAAGUAAAAAUCGUACCAUCUAAGUCAGCCUUUAGACUUUUUUUUUCAUAACAACAAACACGUAAUGCACUUGUGAGUAAAUGAAGGUGCUAUCCUAAUGGCUAAAAUUUGUUUCCAGGCUGCUCAAAAUACAAUAACACUGAAAUGCAAUUUUCAUGAGCCUCAAAUGAUGAGUCCCACCAAUGAAAACAGGGCAGCCUCCCUCCCAUACCCACCCCUACAUAAAGCUGCCAGGCUGUGCUGUGUAAAAGCCAUGCCCUUAAAUCGAAUCAGUUGUUGCCUACUUACACAUGUAAAAGUUUUCUCCUUUUUCAUUCAAUUUGCUGAAGAACCCUGAUUUUCCUACCAAGCAACCUACCUACUCACCAAUAUACCCACUUACCUAAAAAGUACAUACCUACUACUUACUUAUGCACUAUUCCUUCCUAAUAAUACCUUCCGUCCUCCCUUACAGUGUGUACUUGUUCACUGGCCCAUAUUACACAGCAUUUUUUUGUUGUUUAACUUCUUAGUCUCAGAGAGCGGAAAUACCCAAAGCGACUAAGGCAGGAAACUUUACGGUAAAAGUAGAUUCAUUUUUGUGUAAUUGAACAUUUAUUGCUAAUACAGCAUAAUUAACUAAAUACACUUUUAUUAUUUAAUUACCCUCCUUUCUGGAGAACUGCAGAUUCCCAAACUAUCAAAUGGAAUCUACUUUUCUUGCCUUUUUUGUAGACUCUAAAACCAGAUCCAAUUUUGUCUCUCAAAAGAGUGGUAGGCUUUGGAGGUGGUACUUUUCGUGAGGUAAGCUUUAUUUUGCACUUUUGUUUCAGUUUCUCCAGUUGUAGUCUGUGGUUUUUAAUCCUGCUUUUAACAGGCAAUAAAAAGUGGCAGAGGUAAAACGUAAACUAAUCAAUAACGGAGCAUUGUAAACAAUUUUUGUGGAAAAAAAGCAUCAGGGACAAAGCAUCAGGGACACUUGCAUUUUUGAACUGAUUUAAUUUAGACAACUUAAUGAGCUUCUGAAUUUGGCUCUGUUAUUGUUUGCCUAACAGUGUAAAGAGCUUUUCAGUUUUCUCUUUUCCCCUUCUAUAUGUAAAGACUACAUCUCCACUGACAAGAUUACUGUAUUUUGCUCAAUGAUAUUGUGCACAAUUAGAAAACAUGUGCAGUGUAAUGUCAACUCUAGUCCCAUUUCUCUUUUAAGGAACUGUUUAACAGUCAGUUGGUUUACAUUGUAAGUAGUUUUGCAAAAUGACCAAUAUAUUAUUAUCCCCAAAAAUAGACCAGUAUUUACAUUUAGCAACAAAACACAAUGUGAUAAUUUCACUUUCUUUAAAUGGAGAUGAUACCCUGAAUUUUAAGCAAGAAAUGAUGCUGAUGGACUUUCCACAUUCAAUCAAAAUCUUUAACGUAGUAUCCAGUGAAUGUCUCUUAUGAUUUAGUGAGGGGAAUACCUGGUAGUAAUUUUCAAACAAAACAACAACAUGAAAUGUUACUUUUUUAUUGAAUAAGUGACAAUCUUUUCACUUACAGGCACUGUGGACCAAGAAUGGAUCAUGUAUUGUGUACCCAUGCCAUGCCAUCAUUGUGUCAAUAGAUGUUACAUCAGGUCACCAACAGUUCUUCAUGGGCCAUACAGAUAAGGUAUUUUAAAGUCCUGUGUAAAAGAUACCAAUUCCAGAGAAAAAAAAUGGAAGUUGCUUGUGAGUAAGGCUUGAUAGCCCUUGAAUUGAACAAAGGCAAAUGUCAGACAGGGAAACAAGGAAAUAAUAAUGGUAUCAACAAUUUUUAAAACCUACUUUCAAUCAGCAGAAGAAAACCUCUCCCAGUAAGCAUGACAUGUGUUUUGGAGUCUGGGCAUGUUUUUGGUUUUUUUGUUAAAUGUUUGUGGAUUCUGGGGUGUGUUUUGGAUUCUGGGAAGUGUUUGUCCCUAUGAGCCAUGACAUAUUUGGUAGGAAAUGACUCUUUUAAAGAUUAUCUUGGUCCAUGCAAAUUUCAUUAUUCAUUUUGUUUUUUUCUUGCUCUAUGAUAUUAAGUCAGGAAUGCUUUAUUUAUCUUUUCAGGUGGGGUUUGUUACACAAGUAUGUUGCUUAACAUUUGUUGCUUAAUAAAGUGUGUGAGUGUGUGUGAAUUUUUUCUUUAGGUUUCUGCACUUGCAUUUGAUGGAAAAACAGACAUUUUAGCUUCUGCUCAAACUGGUUCACCAUCAGUUAUUAGAAUGUGGAAAUACCAGUCACGAAAAUGCACUGCCAUGUUUAGAGCAGAGGUUCAUAAUGUUCACUGUAUAAGGUAAAAUAUAAUGCCAUCUUUUUUAAAGUUUUUUAGGGUUGAAGAUCCUGUAGUAAUGGCUGUUAAAGUGACAACCCUUAAAAAAAUACUGAAAAUACCCCCCUCAGCCUUUGAAAUAGAGGUGUUCUACACCUUGAAAUUAAGACCUUUUCUUUUGUUCAACUUUUCUCAAAGCAAUAUUAAGUUGCAUAAUUGUAUCAGGGCAAAUUUUUAUCCAUGCUCUUGCAGGGACCUGGAUACUUCUUCACCUUAAUUUACUAACUUGUUGGAUUUGUUUAUUGACAAAGCGCUUAGUGCUGAGUGGGGCAGAAAUGCACGCAGGGGUUUUACUGUCACAAAACUCACAAAACUGUGAAGCGAACAUUUGAAAUAUGCCAGGAAUGUUUAUUGUGUUAUGAGCAGUCUCAAUGAAGAUCAGGACAUGCGAGCAAGGCACAAAACCACAAACUACUGUUGUUGCAUGCAGUUGGUUGGGUUUUCUUAUGCCAGCCGUACUUUUUCCUUAAAACACCGUAACAUUCCAGAAAUAAUUUUCUGGUGUUCACGGUUUUCUGAGCUUUACAGUGGUACCAUCACUGACAGUUACGGGGCUGUCAUGAAGAUUUCAGGGGUACAUGUAAUAUUAGUAGGUGGGGAAUUGAACAUCUAGGGAGUCUUUUUUCUUUUUUAUUUUUUUUUCCUUUUGUUUCCUAUGCAUGAAAGUAGCCAAGGUUCAUACUCAUAGAAACCAAGGGAAAUCCCUGCCCCCGGUCCUUAUAGUGACAGCCUUGCAGUAAUGACAUUUUUAUUAAGUGCAACCUUAUUUAUUUCUCAAAUAUUUUAGUUUAUCGUACAGUGGAAACAUUCUGUGCGGGGUUGGAAAAGAUGGUCAUGGCNACUGUCACAAAACUCACAAAACUGUGAAGCGAACAUUUGAAAUAUGCCAGGAAUGUUUAUUGUGUUAUGAGCAGUCUCAAUGAAGAUCAGGACAUGCGAGCAAGGCACAAAACCACAAACUACUGUUGUUGCAUGCAGUUGGUUGGGUUUUCUUAUGCCAGCCGUACUUUUUCCUUAAAACACCGUAACAUUCCAGAAAUAAUUUUCUGGUGUUCACGGUUUUCUGAGCUUUACAGUGGUACCAUCACUGACAGUUACGGGGCUGUCAUGAAGAUUUCAGGGGUACAUGUAAUAUUAGUAGGUGGGGAAUUGAACAUCUAGGGAGUCUUUUUUCUUUUUUAUUUUUUUUUCCUUUUGUUUCCUAUGCAUGAAAGUAGCCAAGGUUCAUACUCAUAGAAACCAAGGGAAAUCCCUGCCCCCGGUCCUUAUAGUGACAGCCUUGCAGUAAUGACAUUUUUAUUAAGUGCAACCUUAUUUAUUUCUCAAAUAUUUUAGUUUAUCGUACAGUGGAAACAUUCUGUGCGGGGUUGGAAAAGAUGGUCAUGGCAAACAGGUGAAGAUGUAUCUCUUGAAUAUUAGGCUGAUUUAGCAACAGAACAGGAACGUCCGUUGCCGAGGGCGUGCACAAAUCAAACAACUGGGUUGACCAGUAGCACAGCGGCAAAUUGGGCACCGGAAGUCAAGUUUAGUCCUUACUGCACGCUUUCCCGUCAUCAAAUGACGCUCCCAUUCUGUUGCUAAAUCAGCCUACUGUCUGCUUCCUGUGUCAAUGGGGUACCUAAGGGAUCAAGGAGUUUCGCCGUUGGAAGUCCUUUCUUUCUAUUUGAAGGAAGUUUGAAUUAAAUGGAAUGUUACUUGCCAUUGACCCCUUUUGUGGUUCCGAAUUUGUGCUACUCAUAUUCACCCCUUUCAGAUUUCAGUGCAUGUUCUGAGCAUUCUUGGUUAAAGUCUCAAAGCACAUUUCAGCGUGCUGAUGCAUGGCAACUUUUUUCUGUGGAGUGCAUCCUUUGGUUUCUUUGUACCCCUCACAUCCUAUUCCCUUAUCUCCCAUUGUAAACAAAGUAUAUGUGAUGAUUGCCUGGACAACUCCAUGCGGCGUAGGGCUCAUGGCUGAGUUGCAAGGAUGGCCAGCCAUGGGAGCAGUUUUCUGUCUAGACCCAGCUGGUCACAGUGGAGGCCCAGACAGACCAGACACCCAUCUUCCAUACACUGUACAGUGUGAUGCAAUUGUUAACCUUCCCUUUAACUACAUCAUUCUUUGAAUUUGUUAUAAUGUUAUCACUGUUUCAGAUGGUUGUGGUGUGGGAUGUAAGCCAUGCUGUCAGAGGUGGUGAGAUGUCUAUCAUUGCCAAGGCUCACACUGAUGUUGACAUUUGCCGCAUGAGGAUAGCAGAGUUUGAUGACAGCAGGUACUGCAAAUUAAUAAUUGAAAAUAAUCAACUUUUUCUUCACCUCACUAUUACACUAUCUUUUAGUGUUGACAUGAGUAGUAUAGUAGGGACAUAAUUGGAAUCCCAUAAGAGUGAAGUGGAAUACAUCACUGGUAAGACAGGUGAUGUCAUGAAUAGGUAUCCCACCAGAGUAACGGGUCCAUACUAUACUCUUGACAUGUGAUUCCAUUUAGAUCAUUUUUAAAGGAAAAUAUAUUUUCUUUCAAUUGAUGUCAUUCAGAAGUCCUUCUUCAACUUUGUACUGGUUAAUAAAAAUGAAAGGAUAUAAUGCUUCAUUUUCCAUUUUAUGUUAUUUUUAAAUAAUAAUUAUGAUAAUAAUUAUUAUUGACAAUAAAUGUAUGAUAAUGUUAUUAUUGCUACCACUAUUAAUUUUGUAAUACCAUUUGAGCAAAGACAGGUUCUAUUCACGGGAUACCCAGGAGUGUAUUAGAAAUACUGUGACACUCCUGGGUUUACUGUGGCCCAAGAUUUCAACUCCAUGGGUCACAGUAUUUCUGAUGUCCUGGUGCAGGGUAUGGCUUUAUGUAAUGAAACAAAUAUCCAAUGAAAGCACCUUGGAAUGAAGAUAAUUGUCGACCUAGGGUCUGUUCAGCUAAAAGGACUGAAUAUUAAUUUCAUGAGCUUCCUUUAAACUGUGACAUGCACGUAUGAGCCCACACACUACUAUUUACAAGCGUUUUUGCUUCCAUUUAAUGUCUGAAUCUUAUUUGCAUAGUUUAAAGUUUUACUGUGCACUGAAGAAGGGUUAUAAACCAGAAACCUCUUUUAAAGACAUUAUUUUAUGACACUUAAUACACAUUAUAUCAAUUAUCUUAUUAUCUUAUGCAUCACACCAUUCUGUUCAUCAAACAGGGCUUUCAGAGAUCCUGUCUUUGCUGUUGCUUGGAUUGCUAGAUUAACUUUUACAAACUAGUUAAAAGUAACGUUUAUGUUAAAACUAAAAAUCUGCAUUUAGCAAUUCUUUAACCGCUUCUGUUCCUAUUCAGUUGUGCACAUUUUUUGUUAAAUACCUUUAUAUGUCAUUUUAAUGACAGAUUGGUUUCCUGUGGCAAUGAUAACAUCCGGUUCUGGCGAAUUCGUCAUGGUUCUUUGAGGUCAUGUCCAGUUGACCUUGGUCGUCAUGGUUCUGUUGAUUUCAAUGACAUUGUCUAUGGAGCUAAAGAUCCUUUAAGUGCAGAUCCUACAGUUAGGAAAGUGUGAGUGUUAUUAUUAUUCUUUUUUGUUGUUGUUGUUUUGCAGUUCCACCAGUGGCUUUGGUGUGGGGUCAGUAUAGCAUUAAACAAGCUUUUUUUUUUGGNUCAGAUGGUUGUGGUGUGGGAUGUAAGCCAUGCUGUCAGAGGUGGUGAGAUGUCUAUCAUUGCCAAGGCUCACACUGAUGUUGACAUUUGCCGCAUGAGGAUAGCAGAGUUUGAUGACAGCAGGUACUGCAAAUUAAUAAUUGAAAAUAAUCAACUUUUUCUUCACCUCACUAUUACACUAUCUUUUAGUGUUGACAUGAGUAGUAUAGUAGGGACAUAAUUGGAAUCCCAUAAGAGUGAAGUGGAAUACAUCACUGGUAAGACAGGUGAUGUCAUGAAUAGGUAUCCCACCAGAGUAACGGGUCCAUACUAUACUCUUGACAUGUGAUUCCAUUUAGAUCAUUUUUAAAGGAAAAUAUAUUUUCUUUCAAUUGAUGUCAUUCAGAAGUCCUUCUUCAACUUUGUACUGGUUAAUAAAAAUGAAAGGAUAUAAUGCUUCAUUUUCCAUUUUAUGUUAUUUUUAAAUAAUAAUUAUGAUAAUAAUUAUUAUUGACAAUAAAUGUAUGAUAAUGUUAUUAUUGCUACCACUAUUAAUUUUGUAAUACCAUUUGAGCAAAGACAGGUUCUAUUCACGGGAUACCCAGGAGUGUAUUAGAAAUACUGUGACACUCCUGGGUUUACUGUGGCCCAAGAUUUCAACUCCAUGGGUCACAGUAUUUCUGAUGUCCUGGUGCAGGGUAUGGCUUUAUGUAAUGAAACAAAUAUCCAAUGAAAGCACCUUGGAAUGAAGAUAAUUGUCGACCUAGGGUCUGUUCAGCUAAAAGGACUGAAUAUUAAUUUCAUGAGCUUCCUUUAAACUGUGACAUGCACGUAUGAGCCCACACACUACUAUUUACAAGCGUUUUUGCUUCCAUUUAAUGUCUGAAUCUUAUUUGCAUAGUUUAAAGUUUUACUGUGCACUGAAGAAGGGUUAUAAACCAGAAACCUCUUUUAAAGACAUUAUUUUAUGACACUUAAUACACAUUAUAUCAAUUAUCUUAUUAUCUUAUGCAUCACACCAUUCUGUUCAUCAAACAGGGCUUUCAGAGAUCCUGUCUUUGCUGUUGCUUGGAUUGCUAGAUUAACUUUUACAAACUAGUUAAAAGUAACGUUUAUGUUAAAACUAAAAAUCUGCAUUUAGCAAUUCUUUAACCGCUUCUGUUCCUAUUCAGUUGUGCACAUUUUUUGUUAAAUACCUUUAUAUGUCAUUUUAAUGACAGAUUGGUUUCCUGUGGCAAUGAUAACAUCCGGUUCUGGCGAAUUCGUCAUGGUUCUUUGAGGUCAUGUCCAGUUGACCUUGGUCGUCAUGGUUCUGUUGAUUUCAAUGACAUUGUCUAUGGAGCUAAAGAUCCUUUAAGUGCAGAUCCUACAGUUAGGAAAGUGUGA